Brenthis ino (lesser marbled fritillary) is the source of this 1293-nucleotide messenger RNA. The record is from the annotation of a GenBank genome assembly. NCBI's taxonomy places the organism in Eukaryota, Metazoa, Arthropoda, Insecta, Lepidoptera, Nymphalidae.
AUGGCUCAGGCUCUGAAAAAAUUAUCGGCGCAAGCUCUGAAAAAUAAUUAUGCUGAGGCUCUUACAACCGGUAUUGUGAGCAGAGCAAGCAGCACCUGGUGGAGCAAUGUUCAGAUGGGACCACCUGAUGUCAUCUUAGGUAUUACUGAAGCCUUCAAAAGGGAUACAAAUCCAAAAAAAGUAAAUUUAGGGGUUGGUGCUUACAGAGAUGACCAAGGCAAACCUUUUAUUCUGCCUUCAGUAAGAAAGGCUGAAGAAAUUGUGUAUAAUAAAGCAUUAAACCAUGAGUAUGCCCCAAUUGGUGGAGAAGCUGCAUACACUGAUGCAGUCGCUAAACUUGCAUUUGGAGAAGACAGCCCAGUUCUCAAAAAUAAAAGCAACUGCACUGUUCAGACCUUAUCUGGAACUGGUGCCCUUCGCCUCGGUUUGGAGUUUAUCACCAAACACUAUGCCAAGACUAAAGAGAUCUGGCUGUCGACCCCCACAUGGGGCAAUCACCCUCAGAUCUGCAACAUGAUUAAUCUCCCGCAUAAGAAGUACCGAUACUUUGAUGCCAAGACAAAUGGAUUCGAUCUGAAAGGAGCUCUUGAAGAUAUAAGUAAAAUUCCGGAAGGCUCUAUUAUUUUAUUGCACGCAUGCGCCCACAACCCAACCGGUGUAGACCCGAGGCCAGAAGAAUGGAAACAACUGUCACAGGUGAUAAAAGACAGGAAGCUGUACCCAUUCUUCGACAUGGCGUACCAGGGCUUCGCGACGGGCAGCGUCGACAACGACGCCUUCGCCGUGCGCCUCUUCGUGCAGGAGGGCCACCAGGUCAUGCUCGCGCAGAGCUUCGCUAAGAACAUGGGUCUGUACGGCGAGCGCGCCGGCGCGCUCACGUUCCUGUGCGGCGACGAGGAGGCGGCGGCGCGCGUCAUGUCGCAGGUCAAGAUCAUGAUCCGCACCAUGUACUCCAACCCGCCGCUGUUCGGCGCGCGCCUCGUGCAGGAGAUACUCACCGACCCGCAGCUCAAGCGGCAGUGGUUGAGCGACGUAAAGCUGAUGGCGGACCGCAUCAUCUCCAUGCGGCAGCAGCUGCGCGCCGGCAUCGAGGGCGCCGGCAACAAGAACAGCUGGCGCCAUAUCACCGACCAAAUCGGCAUGUUCUGCUACACCGGCCUCAAGCCUGAACAGGUGGAACGCCUUACCAAGGACUUCCACAUCUACCUGACCAAGGACGGUCGCAUUUCAGUGGCGGGUAUCUCCUCCAACAACGUGAACUACGUUGCCGAGGCCAUGCACAAGGUCACCGCU